Mesorhabditis spiculigera is the source of this 198-nucleotide messenger RNA. NCBI's taxonomy places the organism in Eukaryota, Metazoa, Nematoda, Chromadorea, Rhabditida, Rhabditidae. The record is from the annotation of a GenBank genome assembly.
AUGUCGCUCGACGACAUGACGAUGCAUUCUAUACACGAUCUGAUAGCGUUGAUGAGCGACUCGGAUCCGAGCAUCGUCGUGCGCGCCGUCCAACGAGUCUACAUUCUCUGCAAGGAAAACCAGUCGACGAGCGAGAAUGCGAAUCUCGUGGCGAAAUUGGUCGAAGUGUCAAGCAUUGUCACCACUACUUUUGAGAAC